This is a messenger RNA of Sitophilus oryzae (rice weevil), 1429 nucleotides long. RefSeq names its product early nodulin-75-like. Lineage: Eukaryota; Metazoa; Arthropoda; Insecta; Coleoptera; Curculionidae. Bases 50 to 1429 code for a protein of 459 amino acids. The record is from RefSeq and is a predicted model, not a curated record. The transcript has 2 exons.
ACAGUUAAAAAAACUCUUGUUAUUUUUUCAUUGUCGCGUUAGAAGUACAAUGAAACACUUGUCGGGUUUUAUUUUGCUGUUGCUUAUUAUAGGGAAGAGUUCAAGUAUUCCUUUCAAUUCAUCGGUUAUUUCUAAAUACGCGACAGUAUCAAAGUGGGGCACAACAGAUUCAGGAAUCGAAGGAGCUAGAAGUUCAGGACGAAAUAUGCAGAACCAUAGGAUAGAGUCGUCGAAGAGUAUAAGUCCAACAGCGAAAAAGAAAACCCCUUCAGUGGUUUAUCACUAUCCCGUCUAUCAAAAGCCGGAUGCCAAAAUAGAUAAGCAAAUAGAACACGUUCCAGGGAUAGGAGAGGUGAUAGUUCAACAGGCUCAAGACCGGUUUGAAGCUAGACCGUUGUUCGCGUACAAGAACAAACUCUCUUCAUCGUAUGGGCCACCUUCUGCCCCAAAACCAGCUGUGCAAGCCCCUGCUGCGGUUCAGGCACCUCCACCAGCACCAAGUUCACCAAUCGCUCCACCUCCUCGAGCAGUCUCAAGUUUAUACGACUCACCUUUUACUUCAUAUAACCCUCCAGAUUUCAAGCAAGAUGACUCAGCUGGCGGAGACCAAUUCCCACCGAUCAAUUCGGAUGACAAUGCUGGUCUGGCACCUCCUCCGCCUCCGACCAAAAGCAGUAGCUCCUCUACGGAAAGUCCUAAAGCAAACGCAGAUAGCUAUGCGUCGUUGGGACCUCCUUUUGCUUCGUAUGGAAGCCAUGACGGACCUCGGGAUUAUGACCAGAAAGACGCUCCUGUAGAAGACCCAAUGGCGAUGUAUAAAAACCAUGACGAAGGUCCUCCAGACUAUCCUCCUAAAGGAAUCGAUGACGUAUAUUACCCUCCGGAUUUUCCGAAAGAUCAGAUCAAUCAUGAAAUGAAAGAUGAUCAUGGGCAAGAUUCGGCUCCGGCGCCAGAUCCUAUGCCAGAGAAAGAUGAACCGAAGGCGAAUGAUCACGAGCAGGAUAGCAUGGAUCUUGCACCGCCACCUGUACAUGGUUACAAGCACGCAUUUCCAGAUUAUUUGUACGACCAUCAUCAUUAUGACAACCACGUUUACGAAGAAAUACCCCACACAACAAUGCCUCCUGCUAAAGAAGACAAACGAGUCAGUACGACGCAUUACAGCUACUAUUUUUUAGGUAGAAUUGCAUGGUACAUUCCUUUAUACUUCAGUGUUUACUUCAUUAUUUACGUAACAGUUUUGAUAAUCAAGUCGAUCGCUAGGCAUAAGGUUAAAAUUAAGUACAAAUGGUACGAACACGACAUCAACGCUAAACAGGCACGAAGUUUGGAUUUGAACAGCGCCAGAGAGGACCAUAUUUCUGAUAUACAUAGAAAUGUUUCUGUAGCACUUAAGGACACAACCGAAAAAUAUGGAAAAGUUGUAUAG